This is a messenger RNA of Clunio marinus, 321 nucleotides long. The record is from the annotation of a GenBank genome assembly. Lineage: Eukaryota; Metazoa; Arthropoda; Insecta; Diptera; Chironomidae.
AUGCAAAUGCGGUUCUACUCGCAAAAUCAGCACAAAGCAAAAGUGACGCUUUAUGAGCCAUUUAUUUACACUCUCAAAAAUGCUAAAAUGUUUCCCGUCACAAGCCCAGUCGUUUUCAUACAUUCUAAAGCUGUGGCGAUCAAGAAUGGAGAUGGGCUUGGUGUGAAGAAUAAAAGAACUUUAAAAGCAACUAAACAUUCAAACACAAGAAGAAAACAUUUAAAAUUUCCUUUAUUAAUAUUAAUUUUAUGGUCUUCAAAUUCAAUUCCCAUUGCGUUGCAUCUCGUGCAAUUCACUCGUUUUGUGUAUUGCCAUGACUAA